AUGAUAGGGCUUAAUCCUAAUCCGGCGACUACCACGUCAACAGCAGAAGAUGAACGGACAAAGGGAGAUCUUCGUCUGCCGAGAAGCGACUUUUACCGAGUGGAGACGGGAAACUCUUUCUCCGGCUCUUUCGAAGAACCCACGAUUGAGGUAGACAAGGACAAUGAGCGCUUGAUCAAGCCUCAAUCAGAGUCAUUGAAAGCAGUAGAUCUGAUCAAGGACGGCGUGGAUGAAAUCCAGGUUUCUUCAUUCACCCCCGAGCUUCCUCAAGAAAUCUGGUACUGCAUUUUCCAACGAGCGAUCCCACCCAGCUGGCUGCUAGACCCUUCCCUAUCUUUGGGGCCUGAUGCUCCCUGGUCGGUUGCAUUGCGACUGAAGAAGAAUAUCGUGACAGUUUGCAAAUCCUGGUACAGUGCCGGUCUUCCGUUCCUCUACGAAGACGUAUGUAUCCGUCGUCUCUCUCAAUUCGAGAAUCUCUUCCUUGCCUUCAGAAACACACGAAUGCAGAUCGGCUCUCUCGUCAAGACCGUGAAUAUCCUUUGCUACAUUCCCACAGCCAUAUCUACCACUUUCGCGACGUAUCUGGGAACCAUUUUUUCACUUUGCCCUCGAUUGCAUUCUUUCGCGUACUCAUCGCCGACACCCAUCGACGAACAUGCAGUGAACCAAAUCCUGCUGAAAUCCAUUACCCACCUCGAUCUAUCAAGACUCCCUUCUCAGUAUUCACUGAUCCGCCUUCUGGCUGGCGUGAGUGCCACGUUGAGAUCGCUGAACCUCCAAAUCCCCUCUACCCCCCAAGAACUGGCAGUGCAGACGAAAGUAGUGCUCCCGAGUCUGUCAUCGCUAUUUCUGGUACAAAGCCCUAUACCGGACGAAGGAGCCGGCCUUCGGUUUCUCACCCAGCAUUUGGACCUUCCGAGCCUUUCAAGAUGCACAUUGGAUUUUUCAUAUCAGCUAUUCGGACACCAAGGCCGAGCUGCGGAGGCAGUCGUCGAAUUCCUGAUACAGCGUGGAGGCAAUCUCAUUUUCUUGAAUAUCGCGUACAGUUAUUCGAACCUCUCCUACCAUCUGCUUCCCUUACAUCUGUAUUGUCCACUUCUUGAGCAUUUCGUCAUGCCAGUCUCUGUUGUUGCCUACAACACCAACUGGAUCGACGCUUUCAAACAUCCCACCCUCCGGCAUAUCGACUUCAUGCAUCCCCCCAUCGCGAGCGCAAGCGACACUCUGGGAGAAAUCCCACUUCUACGCAGCAAUCUGCCCGCAUUACAGGGCGCUCGGCUGGUGGCAGAACUGCCUCGAGCCUCGUACCAAUGGUUGCAAGAGUUCCCUCCAGGCGCAGUCAAGGCAGCUGACCAGCGCUUCGUGAUCGACUUCUAUCCCAACAAGCUCUUGCACGGGAUCGAUUAUGUGUAUCUGCUACGCCCGCAGUGGAGUGCAUCUGGAUGGAAGUGUCAUGACGGUGUUACCCCCACUUUUCGAGAGCUGGACUGGCCUGAGGUGUGGAAUGAGCGACGGGAUGACGGCCUUGUACUCGUUCUUGCUGACCCAGAGUGGGACGACUAUCACGAUGACCGGUCCGACCCCGAAGAUGGUGUGUAUGUGUAUGAAACUGACUCUAGUGAGGAGUCGUGUGGCUCGAGCUUCAGCGAGGAGAGCGAUGGAGGCCGGGAGGACGAUGAUAUUAUGGAACUUUCCUUAGAAUCUCAAGAAUUCCUAUAA
This is a messenger RNA of Cyclocybe aegerita, 1719 nucleotides long. NCBI's taxonomy places the organism in Eukaryota, Fungi, Basidiomycota, Agaricomycetes, Agaricales, Hemipholiotaceae. The record is from the annotation of a GenBank genome assembly.